Molecule: messenger RNA, 1249 nt
Organism: Paramacrobiotus metropolitanus
Lineage: Eukaryota; Metazoa; Tardigrada; Eutardigrada; Parachela; Macrobiotidae
Exons: 5
Coding region: 50-955 (301 amino acids)
Biological process (GO): proteolysis
Molecular function (GO): zinc ion binding; metalloendopeptidase activity
Source: RefSeq, a predicted model, not a curated record
GUAACUUUAUACACGUCUCCUCUAUAUAGUGUACGGUCUCGUUUUUAUCAUGGAAGAACGGUUGUUCUCACAUUCUUCCAGUCGGAAGCCGGAUCUCAUCAAACGGUUUGUGCGGGCUAUCUUUAUCCUCGUUUUGUUAUUAUGGAAGGGGACGUGUGGAUUUGUGAUCAGCACCGAUUCGACGUACGGAAGAUGGCCCGGAGGAGACGUGUAUUAUGCCAUACCUCAAAACGAAUACAAUCUAAUAGAAUUAAACGUGAUUCGAGAGGCAAUGCUGCAAAUCCAAGCUGACAGUGGAAACUGCGUACGGUUUAGGGAAGUUAGCCUUCCAGCCCCACCUGGAAUUUAUUUUGUGGUCAUCACACGUACGGGAGGGCUCAGUGGACCGAAUUCCCUUACCUGCUAUUCAUUUCCGGGUAUCAUAAGCGGUCAAUAUGGACGCGGCCAGUACAUGGCUAUGCAACCCGGUAUUAAUGGCUGCCUGGGCAAUCGCCGCCAAGCCAUGCGCAUACUGGCCAGCCUGCUCGGACUGCGGUCGGAGCAUAACAAACCAAAUCGUGAUACGUUUCUUCUUGUUAACACGAACAACAUUAAUCCUGUGGGGAUGUUAAAUCAAGUUUUUAAUACAUACGAUCGCAACAAAGUGAUUUUCGACCAGGAUAAUUUUGACUUCAACUCCAUAACACUGUUGGAUCCAUUUACCUUUACCUCCAAUGGAAAUCCAACCAUUACCGCCAAAGGCGGAUUUAACAUUCAAAACGUUGGGAGGUUGUCCGUUACGGACUGCACCGCAAUAAAAGUCAUGUACCAAUGCCCUUCCGUCCAGUGCGCAGAUUUGUAUGGUAACAGCGCUUUUCCGGUUUUCACUCUGGGCCCGCCUGCACCAACAAUAGCGCCGACCGUUGCUGGAACCACUACGACAACACCAGUUCUACGGCCAGAUUUCAAGAAAUAAAUGAAAAUUGAUGUGCUUCUCUGAGUUGCAGUUGUGAUAAUUGUAAAAAUACUGUCUUUUUCUCCAGUUCCAUAUAAGUUUCUUUAGUCACCAAAAUUUUGACGAGAAACUCUCCGUGCUGUUUUAGGGCAAUGACGUACGUAUGCCACUGGCAAAGAUACGCGGAAGUCUCAAUGUUUCAUUAAUAACAUCGGUGUAAAAAGAAAAACAAGCAUAAUAUUUUCAGCGUCCAAGUACUUUGCUGUACAAUCGAUUUUGGUUAUUACUUCAUAAUUGUAAUAAUAUAUUGUGUAG